Plodia interpunctella (Indianmeal moth) is the source of this 1280-nucleotide messenger RNA. RefSeq names its product V-type proton ATPase subunit D-like. Bases 81 to 947 code for a protein of 288 amino acids. Gene Ontology annotation, cellular component: vacuolar membrane; proton-transporting V-type ATPase complex. The record is from RefSeq and is a predicted model, not a curated record. Gene Ontology annotation, molecular function: proton-transporting ATPase activity, rotational mechanism. The transcript has 5 exons. Lineage: Eukaryota; Metazoa; Arthropoda; Insecta; Lepidoptera; Pyralidae.
UAGUGAGAGAAUUGUCACUAUAUUAUCAAUCCCUUUCUGCUUUUAGUAUUUUAUUGUGUAAUUUUCUAACAUACCUAAUCAUGAAUGCCGAAAACCGUUACCAAGUGAACGCUUCCUUAUUCAUGUUGGGGGAAAUAAAACGUCGCCAGGAACACGUGACGCGAGGGUUUCAGCUCCUGAAGAGGAAGGCUGAAGCUCUAAGGUUUAGGGGGAGGCAGGCUGCAGCCGAGAUGGUGAGGACUCAGGUGCUAAUAGGGCACACGCUCAAGGAAGCCUUCAUGACUUUAGCUGCUGUGAAGUUCACUAAUGGAGAUUCGAAUGCGAUGGUGCUUGAAAAUGUUGGACAGGCGAAGCUUCGCGUCAAACGCGUACCCGAAAACAUAUCAGGCGUCGCCACAGUCUCCCUGUACCCAGUCGAGGACAUUAACAUCAGCGACGUGUCCCGCUACGCAGGCCUGGCGUCCGGGGGCCAUCGCACUGCGGAAGCUAAGAAGGCUUUCAGACAAGUCCUGAGGAUCCUUGUCAAGUUCGCCUCUUUGAGAAACACGUGUAUACUGCUUGACGAGUCCGUGAGAAUCACGCUUAGAAAGCUGAAUGGCAUAGAAAAAGUAAUCAUGCCGAAGUUACGUAACACGGAGUCUUACAUUAGGACUGAAAUGGACGAACGGGAGAGAGAAGAGUUCCACCGUUUGAAGAUGGUGAAAGCAAAGAAGAUGCGAGCUCAGUACUUGAACAAAUUGCAACAACCUGCAGAUCGGAACGGGCCGGAGUCUGGGGACUCUUCAGUGUCGUCCGUGCAGUCUUCCCACAAGCUGGCAAUAGGACUAGGCCCGACAUGCCUCAUGCACACUCGGCUAGACGCCAUGUCCACCAGCGCUGACUCUGGCGGAGAUUUCCAGCCGGUGUGCUACCCCCACUACUGGGAUGACGAUGAUUUGUUGUUUUAGGAGGCCCUUAAAGGUUGACUGCCGUGCGAACGGUUAUAAUCAUCCAGUAAUCCAGCCAGACUAGAUAGUCUUACUGGCUUGCAUUAACUAUUGGCGGCAUGUAUUUAAUAGAAAAAGAAGACUGUUUUUUCUUUUGUACACUUGUAUCCCUUUGUGUUGGUUGGUCGGCCCUUGCCACCAUAGAUCAACAAAAAGAAAAAACCAAUUUGUCUGCCAAACCGGACCGAGCGGAAUUUAAGGGUCUACGAUCUUCGGAUUUAUUUAGGUAUCGCCAAUGCCUAUUGUACCUAUUUAUUAUUACUUAUUACUCAUAAAUCCAAUAAAAUACAUGAA